CUGCGGAGCGGCGGAGGCUCGCUCAGGGCAGAGCCGGGCUGCGCUGCCGCUCGCUGCUGACGCGUGGCCGCCGCCGCCGGGAGCAGCCCCGGAGCCGCCGCCGGGAGCAGCCCCCGCCUGCUGCUGCCGCCCCCCCCAGAAUAACCAACCAUGACUACAGAGUCGGGAUCAGAUUCUGAGUCCAAGGACAAAGAGCAGGACCAGCAAGAAGCCCCUGCGCCAUCGGGGGCGGCGGAAGUCCCACCGCAGGAGCAGCAGCAGCUGAGCGAAGAGCACCAAAACGCACUCGAGCAGUUCUCAGCUGUGGCAGCACACAGCACACCGGUGAGGAAGGAGCAGCCCACAGACAAAGAGCAGGAGUUUGCAGCUGCAAGUGCAAAACAGCUUGAAUAUCAGCAGUUAGAGGACGACAAGCUCUCUCAAAAAUCAUCAUCAAGCAAACUUUCCAAAUCUCCUCUAAAGAUUGUCAAGAAACCUAAAAACAUGCAGUGCAAAGUGACGCUCCUGGAUGGAUCUGAAUAUGCAUGUGAAGUAGAGAAACGUUCCAGAGGUCAAGUACUAUUCGACAAAGUGUGUGAGCAUCUGAACCUUUUGGAAAAAGACUACUUCGGGCUAACAUACAGAGACACAGAAAACCAAAAGAAUUGGUUGGACCCUGCCAAGGAAAUCAAAAAGCAGAUCCGAAGUGGUGCUUGGCAGUUUGCAUUUAAUGUGAAAUUCUACCCUCCAGACCCUGCUCAGCUAUCUGAAGAUAUUACCAGGUACUACCUCUGCUUGCAGCUGAGGGAUGACAUCGUGUCCGGCCGGCUGCCCUGCUCCUUUGUCACUCUCGCCCUGCUGGGCUCCUACACCGUGCAGUCUGAGCUUGGUGACUACGACCCUGAUGAGUAUGGCAGUGACUACGUCAGCGAGUUUCGCUUCGCACCGAAUCACACUAAAGAGCUGGAAGAUAAGGUGAUUGAGCUGCACAAGAGCCACAGGGGAAUGACGCCUGCUGAGGCUGAGAUGCAUUUUCUGGAGAAUGCCAAAAAGUUAUCAAUGUAUGGAGUAGAUCUCCAUCAUGCCAAGGAUUCUGAAGGAGUGGAAAUCAUGCUAGGAGUUUGUGCGAGUGGCCUCUUAAUAUACCGAGAUCGACUCAGAAUAAAUAGAUUUGCCUGGCCAAAGGUUCUGAAAAUUUCAUACAAAAGGAACAACUUCUACAUCAAAAUCCGACCAGGGGAGUUUGAGCAGUUUGAAAGCACUAUUGGGUUUAAGUUGCCAAAUCAUCGUGCUGCAAAGCGCUUAUGGAAAGUGUGUGUUGAGCACCAUACAUUUUUCAGGCUCCUUCUACCUGAAGCACCUCCAAAGAAGUUCCUCACGCUGGGCUCCAAGUUUCGCUACAGCGGUAGGACGCAGGCUCAGACGAGAAGAGCCAGCGCGCUCAUAGACCGGCCCGCACCUUACUUUGAGCGGUCUUCUAGUAAACGUUACACGAUGUCUCGCAGCUUGGACGGGGCAUCAGUGAAUGAAAACCAUGAAAUGUACAUGAAGGAUUCUGUGUCUGCUGCAGAGGUUGGUACUGGCCAGUACGCCACAACAAAGGGCAUCUCUCAGACCAAUUUGAUAACCACUGUGACUCCGGAGAAAAAGGCAGAAGAGGAAAAAGAUGAUGAAGAGGGCAAAAAGAAAAGAGCAGAGGAAGUCACCCCCAUCUCGGCAGUACGCCAUGACACAAAGCCACCUUUUCUUGGCACUGACUCACACCACUCCUCGCCGUCCCCGCAGCCUGGUCCCCAUGCAUCUUCAGCCAAGCUUCGCAGGAGAUGCAAGGAGAGCGCUCGAAAAAAGCCAUUAGGCUGCGAGUCACCCAAAGAGGGUGCUUCAAAGCACGGGGAGGCAGAGCCGGACUCCGACAGAAAAGGGAGAGUUUGCUCCGCGGAGCAAGACGUGGCUUUCGGCUAUAAGCAAAAAGCCGGCAAAGGCGGGACAUUGUUUUCCUUCUCCUUGCAACUUCCUGACUCAUUCCCUUCCCUCCUGGAUGACGACGGCUACCUGUCGCUCCCUAACCUCUCCGAAACCAACCUCCUGCCUGCCAGCGUGCAGCAUUACCUUCCCAUCCGCUCUCCCUCCCUUGUGCCUUGCUUCCUCUUCAUUUUUUUCUUUCUGCUCUCUGCCUCUUUCUCAGUGCCAUAUGCCCUCACUCUCUCCUUUCCUCUGGCUAUGUGCCUCUGCUACCUGGAGCCCAAGGCGGCCUCCUUGAGUGCCUCACUUGCCAAUGACCUGAGUGACAGUUCAGAGGAAGAGACUGACAGUGAGCAGACGGAUACUGCAGCUGAUGGUGAGACCACUGCCACCGAGUCGGAUCAAGAGGAGGACGGAGAUCUAAAGGCACAGGACCUAGACAAAACCCAGGAAGAUCUGAUGAAACAUCAGACCAAUAUAAGCGAGCUGAAACGAACCUUCUUGGAAACAUCCACAGAAACGGCUGUGUCUAAUGAGUGGGAGAAGAGGCUUUCCACAUCUCCCGUUCGGCUUGCAGCAAGGCAGGAGGAGGCUCCUAUGAUUGAACCGCUAGUGCCUGAAGAGACCAAAGAAGAAAGAGAAAAAUCAGAAAAACUCAUAGUUUUGCAGAAAGGAGGUACUACAUUCCUUGAAAUGCAGCCGAGUGUGAUAGAGAAGAAGCUACAGGAAGGAGAAUCUGCUGACACUUUGGUUACUUCUCAUCAAAUCAUUAUCCAGAAAAGUAUCCCAUCAUCCCUAGAGGGCACUGAGGAUUGGGUUAUUAUAGACAAAAUACCUUCUGAGGUAGCUGAUGGUGAAUCGAAAAAAAAUGUGACGUACAAAGUGGUGACUGUGAGCAGUAAAGCUGGCAUUCCGCCCGAGGUACUGAAAUCCAGUACUGUUCUGAGCUUUGAGGACUUGGAAAGUGAAAUACAAUCCAAAGAUGAGAAUAAGCAGAAAAUGUUCACCUUAGGAAAGUCCUAUGAUGCUGUGUCUGGGAAAAUUGUUACCAUGACGAGUAAAACUAAAGAGGGAGAGAAAACAGUACAGCCUUCCGUAGAAGUUUUGCAAAAAAAGGAAAAGGAAGCACAAGAAUCUGUGAAAAUCAUUCCAGUAGUGGCCAAGUAUGGGAUCGUAGAGCAUGUCACUGAGGAGAAGGCCGAUGUGCAGAGCACAAAAAGAAAGCUCUCUGACUCCCUGACGCCUAUAAAGGAAGCAGAAUCUCAGUUGCAAAGUCCGGAAGAGGAGAGUUUGAAAAAGGCACUAAGGAUGGACCAAGAUUUGCAAUUACUGGGAAGCUUGCAGCUUGGCAAAGCAGAAAAACACCUUGAUGGUGAAGCUGUAAAAACAGGGGCGUUUGCCUGGAAAGAUAAGAGCGUGUCUGAGUGGAGAUACUCCAGAGAACAACCAUUUACCAUUGCUACUGCUCACUAUGUUACUGAGUCGUCCGCAUCAAAAGUAGUGACUAAACAGUCCACCGGUGAAAAAACCCUGGAUGGCUCAGAUAUCUUCAGUUUAAUAGAGUCCGCCAGAAAGCCAACUGAGUUCAUAGGAGGGGUUACUACUACUUCCCAUAGCUGGGCGCAGAGAGUAGACACGACGACAUCUCAGGAGAUAACUUCCAGUGAAAUGAAGCAAGCGGCUCAGCCACACCAGGAUGCAGUGACGAAGGUUGUACAGGAGACUGUGGUUAUCGAGGAGAGACGUGGGAUGAAUGUGCAUGCGAGUGGGGAUCCUGCUACAGUGGCUGGACUUGCGGAUGCCCAGGCUCAGGCAGCAUCUGCUAGUGCGAAAGGGAAGGAGGGCUCUGCUGUGACUAAGGGGGCUAAAGAGGAAAAAAGGGAGGCUCACAAAGCUGUAACCAAACAGGAAGGCAUUGCUGCUGCUACUUCUCAUGAGCAAGCGGAGGAGCACAGUACAACAGUCCACGUUUCAGACUCUUUGGAAAGAAAACCUCAUUUUGAGUCGCCAGUUGUGAAGACUGAAACGAUCAGUUUCAGUAGUGUUUCUCCUGGGGGGGAAACCCUUGAAAUUUCAACAAAGGAAGUGCCAGUAGUCCAUACAGAAACAAAAACCAUUACAUACGAGUCUUCACAGGUGGAUAGUGGUGCUGACUCAGAGCCUGGUGUGCUGAUGAGUGCACAAACUAUCACGUCUGAAACCACCAGCACUACAACCACUACACAUAUCACCAAAACUGUGAAAGGAGGCAUCUCAGAGACAAGAAUCGAAAAACGAAUAGUCAUCACAGGAGAUGCAGAUAUUGAUCAUGAUCAGGCGCUGGCUCAGGCAAUUAAAGAAGCCAAAGAGCAGCACCCUGACAUGUCAGUGACCAAAGUAGUGGUACAUAAAGAGACAGAAAUCACACCAGAAGAUGGGGAGGAUUGACCACAGGAAUAAUCUAGAUUGCAUAUGAAUCCAGACAUGCACACCCAUAGGAAUACGAGAGCCUCUGUGGAGUCUCAGUUCCAACCUGACUGACUUGUAUCUGUGUAUGGAAAAUUUCAGUACAGAAGAAUUGAUCUUGACCGUUAAUAAAGAAACUGGCAGAGAUCUCUUCCCAUAGAAAGCAAUCUGAAUCAGCAGCAGUUAAACAAUAUUGCAUGAAGCAACGAUAAAAUUACAAAAAAAAGCCGCAUUUUUAAUUUUCUUAAAAUGUCUAAGUUUUCAGCUAUACCUGCACGUUCAUAAACAAUAUAAACAGUGGUCUCAUGUAACACAUAAACAGUUCAUGCCUUUCACAGUUUAUGAAAGUCUAAACAGAUUAAAAUUUGUUAGGUGGCAAGCCUUUUGUUUACAGAUAUUGUAAAUGAAGAUUACCCCCAAAAUGCUAGAAGCUCUAUAGGUACUGUGUAUAAUGUUUUACCACACAUUAGAUGUGCCAAUAACACGGUUUAUUCAGUAAACAACUUGAAUCUUAUAUUUGUUUCAUCUUGUUUUAUUACUGCCCGAUAAACAAUGACGAAUCUUUACUCUUAUCAGAAUAUUUAAAUGCUUACAAAGUGUGCUUUGUAUACCUGACUGAAUACCUUAUGAGGUAGUAAUGAUUUUAGCAUAUUAACUUUAACGAUUUUUGUCAGCGUUGUUCAGAGUCAGCUUCUGGUCACCCUUCACAGAUCCUAACCUUGUAAAUUAUAUGUAGUUAUUUUGGAAAAAAAAUCUGUAUUUUACUUAGUUUGCAGCAUUAGAAAGUUAUUAAUCUAAAAUAACCACAAUGGUUUUCUAUUGAUUUCCCUUUUUGUUCUCAGAGGAAGAAAAAAUUCUGUUUGAGAUUCUGGUCAGCAUUUACUAUCUAGUUCAGAGUCAAGCCUUAACCUGUACAGAACGUCCACUGAAAACUCGUUAGUGUUCAGCUAUAAUACCCACUGAAGGGAUAGAGUCCAUUACACUGUCAGCUGCAUCACAACACAUGGUGAAUGUAUGUUUCUGCAUAGUGAAAUAAAAGUGGUAAAUGCAUCCAAAAUUGUAUUGUUCUGUGUCUAAAAGAACCUAGCGUUUCUUAUAUUCAGAAUGUUGAGUUGCAUUUGUAAGGCACCGCAGGUUUUACGCAUCUGCACAGUAGACACAUUUUGUCUUCAGUGGCUGUCACUGCACUGUGUCGACAGUUGGAGUUGCAGGGGACCCAGAGGGAUGACCCUGUUCACCUUUGGGUAAACGAUGUUUGCAAAGGAAAAGAAGCAUUUGGUUUCUUCUGUUUUCUGUAGUUGUGUACUGUUCCACUGAGGCUAAAUGAAGGAUUUUGUGGUUGCUUAGAAAGUAAAGGCCUGUAGCCCUUCUCUUUUUGCAUUUUUGCUCUGAAACAUGGAUUAAAUUCUCUCUUCAAAGCAUUGUUUAACUUUCUAUUCCUUUUUCUUGCUCUAUUGCCACAUCUCAUUGACACUCCCAUGAUAAUUCAAGAGAAAUUCUUAACAAGUAAUUCACCCUUCAGUCUGUAUCUCCUUGCAGGAUUGAAAGAAAUAGAUACAAGCAGACUUUUCAGGACAUAAAGGGCCACAUUUGCCCUUCGUUGUUUACAUGGGGCUCCCUCUCACUGAAGUCAAUGGAUUUGGCUUCAGUAAAGAGCAAGACUUGACCCAGUGACUUGUUAAUAAAUGUUUAUUUUCUUAAUUUAGAAAGAAAAAAUAGUAUAUAUAGAGAGAAUAAUCUGUAGAUAAUAAUUAAAAAUUAUAUCCCAAGGCUUCAAAAGCUUUUCCCUCAGUCUCUAAAAUGUCUUCCUCCCACCAGCCAUUCUUCAUGCCUUUAAUCUGGAGUGCGAACUGUGUAACUUCCCAUACUGCAGUCAUUUCUUACCUCUUGCCUGAUGAGUAACACAAAGGUUAUGGUCUGUUGUGAUCUUCAGCUGACCUCUCUCCUCACUUGCCCUUUAUAUUUAGAGAAGAGUAUGUCCUUGCCCUCUUUGGUGAAGGUAGGCUCAGCUUUCUGGUGCUGCUAGCGUCCUGCGGCAGCCAUAAGUGGAAGAGGUGCUCACGCAGUGUCCCAGCAGACUUCCUUCCAGGUUCUCACUACUGCAUCAGGAGUUUAAAAAUUGACUCUGAAGCCAUAUUGAUCUUCCCUCAGGUGCCCCUUACGUUGUCAGCUAAGAAACAGCAUUGUAUUACCUCAGAGAGAGGUGAGGCAGUUGCAGAGCCUUCUCUCCAGAGAUAGCAUUAUAUUUUAGCAUGGCUUGAGGAGAUUGUACUUUGGUGAUACUGCACAGUAUAUACAGUGUCUAAAGAUAUUGUAUCUUAAAAAGAUAGUGUCCUUGGAAAGGAUGCUCACAGCUAAGAUACGGCCUAAGCAUGUGCAAACUGUGAGGAGAUUAGAGUGGACAGGCAAGGACAUCUCAGUGCCACUGUUGGCAGUAGACCCUUGUUUGGGGGACGGUUCCUGGGAGCAAUAGUUUUGGUUUUUGUUAGAAACUGUUUCUUGGGUUGUCUGCCUAAUGCUGUGCCACAUGAAAUAAAAAACACCUGCCUGUUUCUACCAACCAA
Molecule: messenger RNA, 6950 nt
Organism: Numida meleagris (helmeted guineafowl)
Lineage: Eukaryota; Metazoa; Chordata; Aves; Galliformes; Numididae
Gene: EPB41L3
Product: erythrocyte membrane protein band 4.1 like 3
Exons: 26
Coding region: 151-4368 (1405 amino acids)
Biological process (GO): cortical actin cytoskeleton organization
Cellular component (GO): cytoskeleton; plasma membrane
Molecular function (GO): structural molecule activity; actin binding
Source: RefSeq, a predicted model, not a curated record